AGUUUUCGUUGCGUUCGGGUUCAGUAUGGUGGUACAACGCAUUGUGAAUGAUUUAGAGUGGAUAACCAGUUGGCAUGUAUUUUGUAACCCAGGGAGUAGAGAUCUAUCUCUUGAUUAUCGUUCGAUUCUGACCUGCGUGCAGCAAAUUUGAAGCCACUGAAGCUAUAUAUUGUCGGACGGAUAUCUGGACGUCUUUCUUAAGCUCACACCUCAUCUAAGAGUAACAAUUCACUGUGAGACCUGUACUGAAGCUCUGAGGCUUCUUCAACUCAUACAGAUAUUUCAAGGACCAAUCUCGUGCAUUUGGAAACUACACGCUCACACUAACGAUUGUCCGAGGUCCGAAAAUCUACCGCACAUCCAACGGAUUGACCUCCAGUUGAACUCGAAAUG
Marchantia polymorpha subsp. ruderalis is the source of this 393-nucleotide messenger RNA. The record is from the annotation of a GenBank genome assembly. Lineage: Eukaryota; Viridiplantae; Streptophyta; Marchantiopsida; Marchantiales; Marchantiaceae.